This is a messenger RNA of Brassicogethes aeneus, 393 nucleotides long. The record is from the annotation of a GenBank genome assembly. NCBI's taxonomy places the organism in Eukaryota, Metazoa, Arthropoda, Insecta, Coleoptera, Nitidulidae.
AUGGCGGAAGAAAGUAACACAAACAUAAAUAACGAUAAAGAAGAAAAUAACCUGAACGUGAGUUUUACUGAAAUGUUGGAGACACCAUACAAAGAUAUCCCAAAAACAACCAAAAAGAGAAAAGCUAUUAACAGCAAAGCGCUUAUUGUAAAAAAAGAAGUUUUUCCCACCAAAACAACAACAAAAGUUUCCAAACCAAAAAAUAUUGUUUCAAAGACCAAAGAUCAAGGUGACAAAAUAAAACCCAAAGAAUCGUGGUACUGCAAAGUUUGUCGAGAAAACGUGGAAAAAGAUAUGCGAUUAUGCUCGGUAUCCUUAGUUUACUUUCACGAAGAGUGCGUCGGACUUACCAAAGCUGAUAAAAUCGUUUUUGUUUGUCCAGACUGUGGCUAA